This is a messenger RNA of Danaus chrysippus (African queen), 381 nucleotides long. The record is from the annotation of a GenBank genome assembly. Lineage: Eukaryota; Metazoa; Arthropoda; Insecta; Lepidoptera; Nymphalidae.
AUGGCAAAUUAUGAUUUGAUUGACGUGACAUAUAAAGAAACUUGUGAAGAACCUGAAAUCGAAGAUAAUUACGUUCUCGACGAGUAUAUUGAUGAAUACGACAAAACUGUACGUUGGCCGUCGAUAGCGAAAUUAAAUAAAAUAGAACACAAAAGGAUUAAAGAUUUCUUUAAAGUUACACCAACUAAAGAAAAAUUAAAUGAAAAUAUUCCUAAAGACGAAAAGAUUCAAACAAUCAAACAAUCUGACAGUUUGGAAACAAAGGAGACCAACAAUACCAAAGAAACAAGUUUAGCUCAGACUGUUCUAAAAGAAAAGAAUACAGAAAGUUCUGCCUCAACAGAAAAAGCAAAGACGACAGUAUCAAUCAAGGAUGAUUAA